Bombyx mandarina (wild silkworm) is the source of this 1678-nucleotide messenger RNA. It is a transcript of the gene ari-2, whose product is annotated as E3 ubiquitin-protein ligase ari-2. Lineage: Eukaryota; Metazoa; Arthropoda; Insecta; Lepidoptera; Bombycidae. Gene Ontology annotation, molecular function: zinc ion binding; ubiquitin-protein transferase activity. Gene Ontology annotation, biological process: protein ubiquitination. The record is from RefSeq and is a predicted model, not a curated record.
UGUUCAUCAUUUUGACAAGUGGAAGAUCAAUUCAAUUCGUAAUUCGUAGAGUGUACUUGUAUGAUACAAAUACGAAUACAUACUAUAUAUAGUGUGUUAUAGUGUUUUUAAAGGUAGAAGACCAAAACACAUUAUUUCGUAGUAAAAAAACAUCGUAAGAACCAAACUACAAAAUGUCUGCGGAGUCUGAUAUGGAAUAUUCUGACAAUGACGGCGAUGAUUAUGAUUACUACGGUGAACACGAAGAUUGUGAUAUGGAAGUAGCCGAUCGCACUAAGUCAGAUCCUGAGUAUUUUGUGUUUUCUUGUCUGAAAGUUGAAGAAGUGGAAAAAUUACUCAACGAAUCUAUUGAAUUACUUAGUAACAGCCUUCAGAUAACACCAUCACUCGCCAAGGUAGCACUACAUGCAUAUGAAUGGAAUGCUCAAGAAAUAAUUAACAAAUAUAAAGAAAAUGCAAAUGAAGUGUUGGUUUUCAGUAGGGUGAAGCCACAAGUGCCUUCACAAAGUAUAUCAAGCAGAUCAAGUUGUGCUGUUUGUGCUAGCACACCUCAACUGCACAAGUAUAGUGCACUAGCAUGUGGACAUUAUUUUUGCAACGACUGUUGGGCAAUGCAUUUUGAAGUUCAAAUAAUGCAAGGAGUCUCAAAUACAAUACGCUGCAUGGCUCAAAACUGUGAGGUCAGAGCGCCAGAGGAUUUUGUUCUGUCACAUGUUACUAAACCAGCAUUAAGGGACCGAUACCAACAAUUCAUGUUUAAAGAUCAUGUUAAAUCUCACCCACAACUUAGAUUCUGCCCUGGUCCUAACUGUCAGUGGAUUUUUCGAGCAUUCAUUCGUGAAGGAGCACGCCGUGUUGAAUGCAAAGGUUGUGAAUCAUUGACAUGCUUCUCAUGCGGGGCUCCUCAUCAUGCUCCUACUGACUGUGCUACAAUUCGACAAUGGUUAACCAAAUGUGCUGAUGACUCUGAAACUGCAAACUAUAUUAGUGCCCACACUAAGGAUUGUCCUAAAUGUCAAAUUUGCAUUGAGAAAAAUGGGGGGUGCAAUCAUAUGCAGUGCGGAUCGUGCAGACAUGAUUUCUGUUGGGUUUGUUUGGGAGAUUGGAAAGCUCAUGGAUCUGAAUACUAUGAAUGUAGUCGGUAUAAGGAAGACCCAAAUUUGACUACUGAUAGCCAACAUGCUCAGGCACGUGAAGCCUUGAAGAAAUAUUUGCAUUAUUAUGAAAGAUGGGAAAAUCAUGCUCGAUCUCUGAAGUUAGAAGAGCAGACAUUGGAAAGUCUUAAAAGCAGAAUAAACGAAAAGGUUAUGGCUGGGGAAGGUACAUGGAUUGAUUGGCAAUAUCUUUGGGAUGCUGCUAAACUUCUCAAGCGCUGUAGAUAUACUCUUCAAUAUACCUAUCCUUAUGCAUACUACAUGGAGGUUGGUCCUAGAAAAGAAUUAUUUGAAUAUCAGCAGGCUCAACUUGAAGCUGAGAUAGAGAAUUUGUCAUGGAAGAUUGAAAGGGCUGAAACAACCCAUAGGGGUGACUUGGAAAAUCAAAUGGAUAUAGCAGAAAAAAGGCGGACAACACUACUAAAAGAUUUUCUAGAAUUUAGUUCAAAGUCAAAUAAUAGUAGUAAAGUUUAAAUAUUUGGAACAAAAUUGUAUUUGCAAGCACAUAUAUAUGAUUAAGUCAA